This is a messenger RNA of Laccaria bicolor S238N-H82, 267 nucleotides long. RefSeq lists its product as uncharacterized. The transcript has a single exon. Bases 1 to 267 code for a protein of 88 amino acids. Lineage: Eukaryota; Fungi; Basidiomycota; Agaricomycetes; Agaricales; Hydnangiaceae. The record is from RefSeq and is a predicted model, not a curated record.
AUGUCAUCGACGUUGCGUCCAGCCACGUCAUUUUCUCGUGAGCAUGAUCGUCGAGGAUGCCGUUGUCCGGACUCAAGUGCACGCGACUUGUUGCCGAAGCUAAUCAUUGAUUUCGUGGGAUUGACAGCUAGAGACCCCCCUCGUAGAUACGUGGUCAUUAUCAAUAACAAAAAUGAAGGCUUACUGGUUACCUGCUGUACGAGGCCAUUAUUAUUGUCCAUAAGAAUAAAAGCAAACCGUCGUCCUUGCCAACCGCCGUGUUCGUGA